AUGAAUGAGGGUGUUAUACACACAAGACGAUAUGUAGAGAAGAAAGAAGAUACCGAAAUCCUAAACUGGCUGACACCGACUGACUACGGGCCUCAACAAACCGACUACUUGAAGAGGCGCCAACCAGGCACAGGACAAUGGCUUCUUGACUCCGAUGAGUAUACGAGUUGGUUCAGAGAACCAAACAAGACGUUAUUCUGUCCCGGGAUCCCUGGAGCUGGAAAGACGAUCUUGACAUCAAUUACCGUCGACGACCUUGAGAAGCGAUUUGGCAGCGAGACUAGCGUUGCAGUCGCCUACGUCUACUGUAACUAUAAGCGCCAAAGCGAGCAGACUACUGAAAGCUUGUUGUCGAGUCUGCUGAAACAGCUAGCUCAAGGCCAGCUUUCUUUACCACAAAAUCUGACGGAGCUCUACGAUCGGCAUAAGCGAAAACGAACUCGACCAUCUGUGGACGAGAUCUCCAGAGCAAUCGAACUGGUAACGGCCCAGAAUUCCCGGGUCUUCAUCAUCGUUGAUGCACUGGAUGAAUGUCAGGCUUCUGACGGCUGCCGUGCAAAGUUCUUGUCAGCAAUUUUCAAUCUUCAGACCAAAACGGGAAUCAAGAUUUUCGCGACCUCUAGGACAGUGCAGGAGAUCACAGACCGAUUCAAAGACAGCCCGUCAAAAGAGAUUGGCGCAACCAAAGGCGACAUUCGCAGAUAUUUGCAAGCGCAUUUGUCUGAGCUUCCAGGAUUCGUCGCCAGUCAGCCUGACCUUCAAGAUGAGAUCAUAACAAGCAUAACAAAAGCUUGCGAUGGGAUGUUUUUGCUUGCACAGCUCCAUUUUGCCUCAUUAAAAGGCAAAUAUACACGAAGAGCUAUACGAACGGCAAUAGGAAAGCUGGCGACCGGUUCAAAUGCUUACGAUACUGCGUACCAGUCCGCCAUGGAAAGAAUACAGGGACAACUCCAAGAGCAGGCAAAGCGCGCCAAGGAAGUCCUAUCAUGGAUUACAUGUGCGAAGAGGCCGCUUACCAAACUAGAACUGCAACAUGCACUGGCCGUCAAAAUUGAUCAGCCGAACCUUGACCAAGAUAACCUCCCGCAAAUAGGAGAUAUGGUUUCUAUAUGUGCUGGGCUGGUGACUGUUGAUGAAGAGAGCAGUAUCGUCCGCCUAGUUCAUUACACAACACAGGAAUACUUUCAACGGACUAAGAGCGACUGGUUUCCCGACGCACAGGGCUCCAUCACGGCAGUCUGUACCACUUACCUUGCCUUCACCGAUUUUUCAGACGGAUAUGUGGCAACAGACAAAAAACUCGAGGAACGGCUUAAGUUGCACCAUUUUUAUGACUACGCGGCUCGCAACUGGGGAUAUCAUAGCCAAAAAGGAUGGAACUGUCCAACUGUACUUUCCUUUCUCCGGAAGCCAGCCCAAGUCGAAGCAUCAAGCCAAGUCCUCGAAAUCCGCAAAGAUUGGACGUUCCAAGGUUAUAGUCAGAAACCAGUAAAGCACACGUCCGGAUUACACCUGGCAGCUCGUUUCGGCUUGAAGGGAGCUGUUGCAACACUAGCUAAGGAUUUCCCCCCCGAUGUUCCAGAUAGCUUUAGGCGGACGCCAGUGUUGUUAGCAGCAGAAAACGGGCACGAGGCCGUGGUCCGGCUGCUGCUCGACACGGGGAACGUCGAUCCCGACUCGAAAGAUCGCGACGGCCAGACGCCGCUGUCGUGGGCGGCAGAGGACGGGUACGAGGCCGUGGUCCGGCUGCUGCUCGACACGGGGAGCGUCGAUCCCGACUCAAAAGAUCGCUACGGUCGCACGCCGCUGUCGUGGGCGGCACGGAACGGGUACGAGGCCGUGGUCCGGCUGCUGCUCGACACGGGGAACGUCGAUCCCGACUCAAAGAAUAGCUGCGGCCAGACGCCGCUGUCGUGGGCGGCACGGAACGGGUACGAGGCCGUGGUCCGGCUGCUGCUCGACACGGGGAGCGUCGAUCCCGACUCAAAAGAUCGCUACGGUCGCACGCCGCUGUGGUGGGCGGCACGGAACGGGCACGAAGACGUGGUCCGGCUGCUAGCAAAGAAAACCAAUUCUGAUUCUACCGAAACUACUGGACUGGCUGCACUCCAAUGA
Anthostomella pinea is the source of this 2115-nucleotide messenger RNA. NCBI's taxonomy places the organism in Eukaryota, Fungi, Ascomycota, Sordariomycetes, Xylariales, Xylariaceae. The record is from the annotation of a GenBank genome assembly.